Messenger RNA from Esox lucius (northern pike), 6654 nucleotides. It is a transcript of the gene fgd5a, whose product is annotated as FYVE, RhoGEF and PH domain containing 5a. The transcript has 20 exons. NCBI's taxonomy places the organism in Eukaryota, Metazoa, Chordata, Actinopteri, Esociformes, Esocidae. The record is from RefSeq and is a predicted model, not a curated record. Gene Ontology annotation, cellular component: cytoplasm. Bases 243 to 4829 code for a protein of 1528 amino acids. Gene Ontology annotation, molecular function: metal ion binding; guanyl-nucleotide exchange factor activity.
CGCGCAUCGGCUAAAAGGGAUGAAGGCUCUGUAGAAAAACAGCUGCUGCGUUGACAGAGAAGUAUUAAACACUUUAAUAAACUGCGGGAAAAACAUUUUUAUGUUGAAUUUAGAACACUUGAAUACUUUCAACUGUCAAUUGGGAGAGAUUUUUACAACCUGUGGACAUAUUGUAGCGGUUGUUUCCAGAUUGUGAGAAAAUAUGUGAAUAACUCGGUUGCUAUGGCGGAUUAUGUUCCACAAUGAACACAGAUUUUCAGAACCUUUUCCAAGUUCCGCGACCAAAGAACCGCAGUCACCUAACAAUAAAGGUGCAGUCCAAACUGAUGUCAAAGCCUUGUCCCUCUAGCUGGGGGCCCAAACCUCCAACCACUCCAAAACCCAGCCCUUCCUCAUCCGAGACAGAGGAGGAGCAGUGUCCCCAUCACAGUCUUAGCAAUGGACACUUGGGCUCCUCAGAUGUGGAACCUGAGGAUCCCAUACCACACUCCACCGAUCACAGCCAGGACCAAGUAGAACCGGAGGAAAACCUUAAUGACGGUGACAUCACGGAUGACGAUGAUGAAGAGAAAGAGAGAAUGGCAAAGGAGGAGGACGUAGACAAAGAGGGAGGGGCAUUGUGCAGUCAGUCCGAAUUUGAGAAUUCAAGUGUGUCUGAUGCUCUCGUUGCUGUAAAUAAGCCAAACUGUACAGAAACAGAUGACUUGACCCUACAUGAGAGUGAUAAGGAAGACACGUCUGUGGAGCCUGCACAUCAUCCAGUGUGUGACAAUGUGUUUCCGUGUCAUAACGGAGAUCAUGAAGAAGAGGGGUGCAGAGAGGAGGAAGAGAAAAGUUUAACUAAAGAGUCUGAAAAGGCUGAGGAACCUAUAGGACCCGGGGAUGAGCCAGACAAUGAAGAUAAGAACAUGGCUCCUUGCGAUGAAUAUUUGCAGUGCAUAUCACCCACCGAUGAGGCUGUGGAGGCCAAUGAUCUGUUAUUGGGAGCACACUGCCGCACACUCCUGCCCGUCUCUGAGGAGUAUCCGUAUGACGUGAUUGGUCCCUCGGAUGAGCCUGUUUACACAUGUGACGUCGGCGAGCCUGGAGAACCGGGCGUGUGGCAACCAGAGCGUGCCACCAAGGACCCGUCUGGGCGUUUCCGUUUCUCUGGCAGCACUGAGGAUGUGUUCGGACCUUAUUCUGUCAUCGAGGCAGUGCCUGCUGACCAGAUGAGCACGGCCGACCCUGACUUGAAUCACCGUGACACAUGCUGCGGUGACGAACCCGGCUCUCCGAAGAAGACGGACGCGGGUGGCGCCUCUAGUCAAGUGCCUGGUGAUGUGUGGUCAGAGUCAGGCAACGUGGUGGAGCUAGAGGAUAAACAACGAGGAGAGAGCGAGGUCCUGGACAGUCCUGAACCAUCCAGCACACGCAGAGGGGCCACCGAGGAGGAUGUGGAUGAAUACGCAGACAUCAACGACUCCCUCUGCCCAGAUGCCCAGGACUCCCAGCUGGAGGGUGCCUCGUCAGAGGACUAUGUAGAAAUUGGGGAUGACGACGAUGACACAGAUGACUCUGAGAGGAAGCAGAUCAGAGUGAGGAGUGCGAAAGAGAGAACAGCCCAGCGCAACAAGGCUUUCUCCAGCCAGCGAAAUAGCUGCCAGCCCCGACUCAGGCUGUGCAACAUCACAGUUCCAGCAGACCUGGACCGGACCCGGACCCCAGAGCUCACCAACAGGGUGGUGUUUGCCCACACCACAGAGGCCUUUGAGGAGGACAUUGAGGAGCUGGACGGCCACAUCGUACCUUACUACUCAGACUCAGAUUCAGACAGUGAGGAGCACAUCUAUGAGGAGGCUGGCUUUGACUCUGAGGGGGAGAACUUUAUCUCUCUGGACCGGAAGACCAUUGUGACGCGGUCACGCUCUUACUCUGGGAAGGUUUCGGGGUAUGUCCCUGAGACGGUUCCUGAGGAGAUAUCGGAAUAUCAGAGUAGUCAUGACUAUUGUACUGUGGCUUUAGACCAGAAUGGAGAACCUAUAAGACAUCAUGAGCAGCCAGAGGUUAAUAGACUAAUCCCAUCCAUGAAGCCACGUCGCUUCCAAUUUUACCCAAACUCGUUCUCUAGUGAGGGCUGCGAACUCUCUUUGGGCGCUCACACAGAGGCUGACCCGUUCCUAAAGGAGGGAAGAAUGAAAAGGAAAAAUGACACCCUCUCCUUGCCAUGUGUUAUCACUUCUUCUGGAAGCUUCUCUCAGCGGAGUCAUCAGUCGUCCAGUGGCGUUUCCACUCCAACCUCUCUGGUGGACAUCCCACCUCCCUUUGAGUUGGCUUACAUCACCAAGAAACCUGUCACUAAGAGCUCCCCAUCUCUCCUCAUCAGCGUCUCCACUGAGUCCACAGACCACAAGCCCAAGAAGAACAAGUCCUCCUUCAAGCGCUUCCUGGCCCUGAAGUUCAAGAGGAAGACGGACAACAAAGGCUUCAGUGAUGGGAGCAUCCGCUCCUCACGCUCGUCCUCUGAGUCCAGCCACCAUGGGCCAUCUAGGAUCCUGGACCUGGAGCGCAGGAGCCCUGGCUCCCCUCAGCCUCCACCCCAGUCCCGUAUGGUAAUGACCCAGCAGCGUCCUCCAGACCUGCCUUCCACCCUCCUGCUCUACAAAGAUCGCAGGAAAGGAGACCCCAAAAGCUACGGUAGCAGAGGAGUGUCCAGGGUGGAGUCUUUCGAGGAGCGCUCGCGCCGCCCCCUCAUGCCCCUCCCCCUGACCAAGCCACGAUCCAUCUCCUUCCCCAGUGCAGACACGUCUGACUAUGAGAACAUCCCGGCUAUGAGCUCAGACUAUGAGAACAUCCAGAUCCCCGUCGGGGGAAGAGCUACUAGAGCCAUGACCAUCACAGAGUUCUUUGAGGACCCGAACCGCAUGGCGGCCUCUUGCAAUGAGAAUGACGGCUAUGUGGAUAUGAACAGCUUCCCUGGGAUCGACAGCAAACACCAGUCACCUGAGCAGGAGCCUGAAAGUGCCUACAGUGAGCCCUUCCCAGUCAACCAGGUUCCAGCAGGGCUGUCAGCAGAGGAGGACCAUGGACGCACCUCAGAGGAGGAGGAGGAGGAGGAGGGAGCAGUGGAGCAUUGCUACGACCGGCAGAUUGAUGGCCGAUCCAGAACCUUCUAUGUCAUCAAAGAGCUGGUGGAUUCUGAGAGAUUACAUGUGAUGAAACUCAAGCUCCUUCAAGAGGACUUCAGGGCAGCGGUAGCAGCGGCAGUAGGAGAGGACGGGGGACCUGUGCUGGAGGAGCAGAGGCUGGGGGAGAUUCUGGGCACACUCCCUGAUGUUUACACACUCCACAGCAACAUCCUGACCGAGCUGGAAACACGCAUCAGAUUGUGGGAGGAGAGCCAGCGGGCUGUGGAUGUGAUCCUGUCUCGUCAGAAGGACUUUGCUGUUUUUGCGACCUAUAUCUCUGAGUAUGACCGCAGCAUGUCCUUACUGGCAGAGAGCUGCAAACUGAACCCAGCCUUCCGUGACAUCGUCAAGCAGUUUGAGAAGCAGGGCCCAGAUGGAGACCAGGUCCCUCUGAACCACCAGCUGCUGCAGGUCAUUGUUCGAGUCCUCCAGUACCGCAUGCUGCUCACAGAUUACCUUAACAACCUCUCUCCCGAUUCAAAAGAAUAUGAAGAUACACAAGCUGCCUUAGUCAUCGUUUCAGAGGUGGCCGACCAAGCAAAUGACAGUCUCAAACAAGGGGAGAACCUGCUGCGGAUGGUCCACAUUGAGUACAGCGUCCGAGGCAAGAGAGAUCUACUGAAGCCAGGACGGGUGUUUGUGAAGGAAGGGACUCUAAUGAAAGUGUCAAGGAAAAGCAGACAGCCCAGACAUCUGUUUCUGAUGAAUGACGUGAUGCUGUACACCUAUCCUCAGCAGGAUGGGAAGUACAGACUGAAGAACACCCUCUAUCUGUCUGGCAUGAAGGUCAGUAUACCAGUCAUAGAUAACGUCCUCAAUGCCUUGAGGAUUGAAGUGUCUGACAUCACCAUCACCCUGUCAGCCAGUUCCUGUGUAGAGCGGGAGGACUGGUUCCACACGCUGAGUCGUGCUAUAGCUGACCACGCCGCCGGUCUGUGUACGUUCGGGGGCCCCUGCAGUGAGGCCCGUGAGAAGCUGUGGAUGGCCCUGGGGGAAGCAGCUCCGGUGCUGGUGCCUGUGAACAGUGUGAUGAUGUGUAUGGGCUGUACCACAGACUUCAGCCUGACCCUGAGACGCCAUCACUGCAACGCUUGUGGGAAGGUGGUGUGUCGUGCCUGCUCCAGAAACAGGUAUCCUCUAAAGUACCUCAAAGACAGGAUGGCCAGAGUGUGUGACCACUGCUACGCUGAGCUCAGGAAGCGCGGGGGUGGUGUCUCAGCGGCAUGUGGUAACUCCAGCCCCUACCCCCACCGGGCAAGCCGGCCACUGUCCGCUGUCUUCCAGAGCCUCCAACCGCCAAGCCUGUGGAGGAGCAGGAAGAGCGCCGUCUCCCUCAACCAGGUGGCGCUGGGGGCGGAGGGCUCGGCCAUGACUGGCAGCCUGCAGCGCCGUAAGAAGAGCAAGAGGAAGUGGAAGAAGCUGUGGUUUCUCCUGAAAGACAAGGUGCUCUACACCUUCACAGCACGAGAGGACAAGGUGGCGUCUGAGAGCCUGCCCCUGCAGGGAUUCACGGUGAAGCUGACCGAGAGGCCCGAGGGAGAGGAGAGCUCCAACGUGUUUCAGCUCUACCACAAGAAGACCCUGUACUACACCUUUAGAGCCGACGACCAGCACACUGCCCGCAGGUGGGUCAAUGCAAUGGAAGAGGCAACAGUGUUAUAACACCUGCCUGUCCGCUCAGACGGACCCCGCUGCGCAUCGGUCUACCUGGUCCCUCCUUCCUUGGUUUAGGGCUGUCCCUCGCCAUGCCUGCGUCCAAUUGCUAUGAAGACUUAUUUGCUCGCGCAGGAAAUGUAAUAUGAGAAAUAUAAUGUUUCCUUUUGCUACAGUGGAUGGAAUUUCACUUUGGGAGAGUAUCUCUACAAGAGCUUCUACAAGGUUGCCCCCUACAGGCAGAACGGCAAACGUGCAGCUUCUGUUCUGGGCAAAAAUCCAGGGGUGAGAUCACUGCGUCGGCGUCUCUGAGGUGAACACCCGUCUGAUCCUAACUCAGUGCAGGACUUUGUGUCUGCAGCGUGCCACAUGGAAAAUACUUCUGUCCACACAACAUCUGAGGAAAUGCACGGAGCCAGAUUCAACGCACAGCCGUCGGCUUGUGGAAACAACACUACUGUAUGUCACUUCAUGCCACAGAUUCUGCUCCUGCGUCUUAAAAACACACAGGCCGUGUGAAACGACACAUUUCAUUGACAGCCACCCUUGCAUAUUCACGCAGACCCCUGUUUACUUUCUGACUCUAUUUUUCCUCCAUGAACCAGGACACAGAGCACCUUGGAUUGGGUUACUGCUGACCAACUCAACAUGUAUAAGGAACAUGUAUAAGGGAUUGUAUGAGGGAUAUAUAAUAUGUCCCUUAUAUAAUAUGUUAGGUUUAUAUAAUAUUUAGAAUAUAUAGUGUAAUAUUGAAUUCACCCAUUUUUUAAGUGACAUAAGAAGUAUAGGUCAUCCCAUGAUGUUUUAAGCAGCGAGAGACAUUUUUAUUAUUCUAAUCUUCUCUGAGGUAUUUCCUGUAAACGUAAUUAUUCUACACCACAGGUUCAUUUCAUGUGUGAUAACGGUGAGAUGUAGGCAGAAUAUCACAGACAAUAUUAGUAUUAUUCAACUAAAGAUCAACUUGGAGUAUAUUUAAUAGCUGAAUGUAUAGUUUUUAAACAUCUUUGAAUGGGUGACUACUGACUACAUUUUUGAAGUGCAAACAGUUUACAUGUGUUAUGACUAAAGGAUGUGCCUAACAUUACAUUAUAAUGCUUAUUAUAAUUAAUGAUAUGAUCAUUAUAUCUUAGAUUUCAGACCCCAUAAAGGUUGUAGAAAAACCCAUUUUCUAUAAUAAAAAAACGAUAAAAUUUUUGACACACACAACAUCCCCUCGCCGUACUGUAUAUCCAUGGAAUUUCAUGGAGAAAAGUUUUGAGAUGCCAUGUUAAUGCCGUGUAUACUUGCUGUGUUUUUGCAUAAUAAUACAUAUGUCCAUUUCAUAAAUAAUUUGAUUAAUACAAAAAAGUCUUAUCCAUGUUGUAUUAUUAAUGUAUAUAAACUACAUAUGCAGUAUUGCCUUUACGGGAACUGCUACAAAGAAAUUGGUGAAACAGAAUAGACCUACUUCAGUUUGAGCCCAACUGAGCCUAUGUUGUAGAGAUAUUUGGAUGGUUGUUCAUUUUUAGACUCUGGUUGAUGUCACUCUUUUCUAAUCUUCUACCUUGAGAGAGUUGAUGGACAAUAUUUUAGCGUAUUUAAAAUGCAGCUUGUCAUUCAGUACAUAUCCUGAGUGUGUCUAUGCUCAGUCCAUAAUGUUUGGUCUUCAUACCUGUGUUGGGAUGUAUCAAUAGGGUAUGGGACUGUACCUGGCUUUGCAUAUAGCACAAUGUAAAUGUUGAUGUACAGUAAAUAAACUCAUAAGGAAACAAAAUGCUUCCUCUGUGUUUUAAGACAGACCAUGUGCUAUACAUUAGAUCACUUACUAGACAAAUGUGAAUGAACAGCCCUGUGG